AUGGACCCGCUGAAGAUCCCUCUUGCUGCUCAAGCCCAACACACCACGAUCGAUGACGUGACUGUAUGGGAGUGGUCUGGCUCUGCAUAUGACGAAGGAGAUGGAGCAGCCGAAUGGUUUUCCGCCUACUUCGGGAAGCCGAGCCGGCUAGUGCGUUUCAAAGAAGCGUCCGAAACUAGACCGACCAACCCGGAGUAUGCUCAAGGUUACAAAGUCAUGUUCACUGAUGCCUUCCCCAUCCUGAUGGCCUCCCAGGCCUCACUGGAUGCGCUAAACGAGAUUCUCAAAGAGCCUGUACCAAUGAACCGCUUCAGACCAAAUAUCUCAGUUGAUGGAUGCCAUCCAUACUCAGAGGACCUGUGGAAAACAGUGAAGAUCAACAAGCUAACAUUCAUAGGUGUCAGGUUAUGCGACCGUUGCAAGAUUCCUAACAUUGAUCAAGAAAAGGCAAUCCCUGGUACUGAACCAAAUGAAACUCUGCUCACAUUUCGGUCUGGUGAAGUGCUGCUUCCAAGCCAUAAAAAUAAACGGCAGGUGUACUUUGGGAAAAAUCUUGUCUGCAAAGAGUCCCUGUCAGCUGAAGGCAACGGAAGGGCCAUCAAGGUUGGCGAUCCGGUUUAUGUUGUACAGUCAUUCUCGUCUCAUGAUGAAGCUCCAGCCUGA
Molecule: messenger RNA, 663 nt
Organism: Miscanthus lutarioriparius
Lineage: Eukaryota; Viridiplantae; Streptophyta; Magnoliopsida; Poales; Poaceae
Source: the annotation of a GenBank genome assembly